Messenger RNA from Ornithorhynchus anatinus (platypus), 3531 nucleotides. RefSeq names its product myosin binding protein C1 (gene MYBPC1). Lineage: Eukaryota; Metazoa; Chordata; Mammalia; Monotremata; Ornithorhynchidae. Gene Ontology annotation, molecular function: protein binding. Bases 1 to 3492 code for a protein of 1163 amino acids. The transcript is spliced from 31 exons. The record is from RefSeq and is a predicted model, not a curated record.
AUGGUGAUGGCUCAUAAGGAAAAUGAAGCGCCCCCUGCGCCCCCUGCUCCCCCUGAAGGGCAAAAUAAAGAGAAAGAGGGUGGAUCUGGUCAAGCUAAAGAUGAAGAUGAAGCAACUCCACCUAAUGCUCUACCUAAAGAUGGAAAUCUUCAAUCACUGGAAAGGAAAGAUUCAGAAUGGUCUCUUGGAGAAGGGCCUCCAGCAGAAGAACAAGAUAAGCAGAAUGCCAAUUCCCAGUUAUCCACGUUAUUUGUUGAAAAGCCUCAGUCUGGCACAGUGAAAGUUGGUGGUGAUAUUACCUUUUUAGCCAAAGUGGAAGCCAAAGAUCUUCUCCGAAAGCCAACUGUCAAAUGGUUCAAAGGAAAAUGGAUGGAUUUGGCCAGCAAAGCGGGAAAACACCUUCAACUGAAGGAAACAUUUGAAAGGCAAACCAGGAUGUAUACGUUUGAGAUGCAAAUCAUCAAGGCCAAGGAGAAUUAUGCUGGAAAUUACAGAUGUGAAGUUUCAUAUAAAGACAAGUUUGACAGCUGCUCAUUUGAUCUUGAAGUCAAAGAAUCUACUGGAACAACUCCAUCUAUUGAUAUCCGAUCUGCUUUCAAAAGAAGUGGUGAAGGCCAAGAGGAUGCAGGAGAACUUGACUUUAGUGGUCUCCUGAAGCGUAGAGAGAUUAAACAAGAAGAAGAACCAGAUAUAGAUGUGUGGGAGCUUCUAAAGAAUGCCAAUCCCAAUGAAUAUGAGAAGAUUGCAUUUCAAUAUGGAAUCACCGACCUGAGAGGCAUGCUCAAACGGCUUAAGCGUAUGCGCAGGGUAGAGAAGAAGAGUGCAGCUUUUGCCAAAAUUCUGGAUCCUGCGUAUCAGGUGGAUAAAGGAGGAAAAGUAAGGUUUGUUGUGGAACUGACAGAUCCAAAGGUGGAAUUGAAGUGGUAUAAAAAUGGCCAAGAGAUUCGACCCAGUACAAAAUACAUCUUUGAACACAAAGGUAACCAGAGAAUAUUGUUCAUCAACAACUGCACCCUGGCAGAUGAUUCUGAAUAUUACGUGUCAGCUGGGGAUGAGAAAUGUUCCACCGAACUCUUUGUAAGAGAGCCUCCAAUAUUGGUGACCAAGCAACUGGAAGAUACCAAUACCUAUUGUGGUGAGAGAGUAGAGUUAGAUUGUGAAGUGUCAGAAGAAGGUGCCAAUGUGAAAUGGUUUAAGAAUGGUGAGGAAAUAGACACUGGCCCGAGAUCUAGAUACAAAGUUAAGGUUGAUGGGAAGAAGCACAUUUUGAUCAUAGAUGGAGCAACGAAGGCUGACAAUGCAGAAUAUUCAGUAAUGACAACAGGAGGACAAUCUUCUGCUAAACUUAGUGUUGACUUGAGACCCCUGAAGAUAGUGCAGCCCCUAACAGAUACUACUGUGAAACUUGGGAAAGAAAUCACUCUGAGGUGUGAGCUUUCUGAAAACAUAACGGGAAAAUGGACCAAAAAUGGUCUACCUGUUCAAGAGAGUGACCGGUUAAAGAUACAGCAUAAAGGAAGAAUCCACAAGUUAGUUAUUGGCACCUCUGCUGUUGAAGAUGAGGGCGAGUAUGUAUUUACACCAGAUGCCUACUCAGUUACUUUGUCAGCAAAAGUUCACGUCAUAGAUCCUCCCAAACUCUACUUGGAUGGUCUUGAUGCUGACAACACAGUGACAGUAGUUGCAGGAAGCAAACUUCGUCUUGAAAUCCCAGUUACUGGAGAGCCACCUCCAAAGGCUAUAUGGAGCAGAGCAGAUAAGUGUAUCAUGGAGUCUGGGGGCCGCAUCCGAGCAGAAUCUUACCCUGAUAGCAGCACUUUGGUCAUUGAUGUUGCUGAAAGGGAAGACUCGGGUAUCUACAAAAUCAACCUAAAGAAUGAAGCUGGAGAAGCACAAGCUAGCAUCAAAAUUAAAGUGGUUGAUAUUCCUGAUCCUCCAGUAGCUCCUUCUGUGGCAGAUGUGGGUGAUGAUUGGUGCAUAAUGAACUGGGAGCCCCCGGUGAAUGAUGGCGGGUCUCCAAUCUUAGGGUAUUUUAUUGAAAGAAAAAAGAAACAAAGCUCCAGGUGGAUGAGGCUGAAUUUUGACCUCUGUAAAGAAACCACUUUUGAGCCCAAGAAGAUGAUUGAAGGUGUUGCCUAUGAAGUUCGGAUAUUCGCCGUUAAUGCUAUUGGCAUUUCCAAGCCCAGUAUGCCCUCAAAGCCGUUUGUUCCCUUGGCGGUAACCAGUCCACCCACUCUUUUGGCAGUUGACUCUAUAACAGAUACCACCGUGACAAUGAAAUGGCGGCCCCCAGACCAGAUUGGUGCAGCAGGUUUAGAUGGCUAUGUAGUAGAGUAUUGCCUUGAAGGAAGUGAGGAGUGGAUAGUAGCUAACCCAGAACUGACUGACAAAACCAAGUAUACCAUCACUGGUCUGCAGACCGACUCCAGAAUCUUUGUGAGAGUUAAAGCUGUGAAUGCCGCUGGAGCCAGUGAGCCAAAGUAUUAUGCACAGCCUAUUUUAGUCAAGGAAAUUAUAGAACAUCCGAAGAUUCGUAUACCUCGGCAUUUAAAACAAACCUAUAUCCGGAGAGUUGGAGAAGCUGUGAAUCUCGUUAUACCUUUCCAGGGAAAACCAAGGCCAAAGUUAUCUUGGAAUAAAAAUGGUGUUCCUGUGGAUAAAAAUGAAAUAAACAUCCGCAAUUCUGAAACAGAUACCAUCAUAUUUAUCCGGAAAGCCGAGAGGAGUCAUUCUGGAAAAUAUGAUCUGAAAGUGGAAGUAGAUACCUUUGUGGACAGUGCUUCUAUAGAUAUUCAGAUAGUCGACCGUCCAGGUCCACCCCAAGUGGUGAAGAUUGAAGAUGUCUGGGGAGAAAAUGUUGCUUUAACAUGGACUCCACCAAAAGAUGAUGGAAAUGCUGCCAUUACUGGGUAUACGAUUCAAAAAGCUGAUAAAAAGAGUAUGGAGUGGUUCACUGUAAUUGAACACUAUCACAGAACCAAUGCCACUAUUACUGAACUUGUCAUUGGAAAUGAGUAUUACUUCCGAGUGUUUGCAGAAAAUAUGUGUGGCCUCAGUGAGGAAGUAACCAUGACCAAAGAGAGUGCAGUGAUCGCUAAAGAUGGUAAAGUCUACAAAAAUCCAAUUUAUGAAGACUUUAAUUUCACCGAGGCACCAAUGUUUACUCAACCUUUGGUUAACACUUAUGCUAUAGCUGGUUAUAAUGCUACGCUGAACUGCAGUGUGAGAGGAAAUCCCAAGCCCAAAAUAACCUGGAUGAAAAACAAAGUGGCAAUCUUGAAUGACCCAAGAUAUAGAAUGUUCAGUAAUCAAGGAGUCUGCACUCUGGAGAUUCGCAAGCCUAGUCCAUAUGACGGAGGUACUUACUCAUGCAAAGCAGUCAAUGAACUUGGGGAAGAAGAAAUAGAGUGCAAACUGGAAGUCAAAGUGAUAUAUCAAGGAUUAAUUACCCCAGGACAACCAUUCUUCUUGGCGGGGGAGCAGCAGUUGUAGCACAGUAAGGAUUUUUGAAUGUAUAUUGUCAUCUAAGGU